ACCGCUGGGCAUCCUUGCAGGAGGAGGUCUGCUGAGCUAAAAGCAGCAAGCAAAAGGGGGAGAGGGAGCAAAAAAAAAAAAAAAAAAGGAAAAGCCUCACCGUGGUGCACUUGUGUGUCUUGAGUGUUUGCCUUGUGUUCAUCCAGCAAGCAGACUGAGGCCGCUUGCCAGAUCUGGGAGCUCAUCUGAAAUGUAUUAAACUCUGGAGAAGAAGGAGCCUCUGUAAUCUCGCUGUGUUGACGAUCCGCAGAGGGCUCCUGCUCGCAGCCAGAGGUACACCCAUACGUGUAGCAGCAGCUCCUCUCAGACAAGUCUUCACAUCUUUGGAGUCCAAAUAUUUUCCAGGCUCCAGAGGGCAACAUCAAAGAGGUGGAAGAAGACGACUCCAGAAUAACCUGCCUUUCAGAGACAAAAGGUCGCCGCAGCGGAGACUGCUUUCAAAGGGUGACUCCUGACCUCAAACGAAACAUCAGCCGUAUCGUUUCUCCUUGUUGUGUGCGGAGGAGGUCUCGAGGACAAAGGAGCGGGCUUCGUAUAAAUACAGGAAACACCUGAGGAUUUUCCCUGCUUCAAUUACAGGAAAUACAGGUCCAUUCAACAGACCUAACUGACUCUGAUUUUUAUUUUUUAUAUAUAUAUAUAAGAAGAAAAACAUUCUCAUACUCGCCAAUCAAGAUGUCACGCUGGGGGAGAAAGAAUGUGAAAAAGACGCCGGAGGUGAUCCGCACUGUGACAGAAGGGCUGAAGUCCCUGUACCGUAAGAAGCUGCUGCCGCUGGAGCAGUACUACGGUUUCCAUGACUUCCACUCCCUCGGCAUGGAGGAUGCAGAUUUUGAUAACAAGCCCAUGGUGCUGGUGGUGGGACAGUACUCCACUGGGAAGACAACCUUCAUCAAGUAUCUACUGGAGCAGGAUAUUCCUGGGAGCAGGGUGGGACCUGAGCCCACCACCGACUGCUUCACCGCCAUCAUGCACGGGGAGGUGGAGGGAGUCAUCCCGGGGAAUGCCCUCAUCGUGGAUCCCAACAAGCCUUUCCGCAAACUUAACCCAUUCGGAAACACUUUCCUCAACAGAUUCCAGUGUGCUCAGAUGACCAACCAGGUCCUGGAGAGCAUCAGCAUCAUCGACACACCGGGGAUCCUGUCUGGGGCCAAGCAGAGAGUGAGCAGAGGUGAGAAGCAGAGCAGUGGUUACAAAGGAUAUGACUUCCCGGCGGUGCUGCGCUGGUUUGCGGAGCGCGUGGACCGCAUCAUCCUGCUGUUCGACGCCCACAAGCUGGAGAUCUCUGAUGAGUUCUCCGAGGCCAUCGGUGCCCUGAAGGGCAACGAGGACAAGCUGCGCGUGGUGCUCAACAAGGCGGACAUGGUGGGCACCCAGCAGCUGAUGAGGGUCUACGGGGCCCUCAUGUGGUCCCUGGGGAAGGUGUUCGGCACGCCGGAGGUCCUGCGCGUCUACAUCGGCUCCUUCUGGUCAGAGCCGCUGAUGGUGACGGACAACCGCAAGCUGUUCGAGCUGGAGGAGGAGGAUCUGUUCGCCGACAUCCAGAACCUUCCCCGCAACGCGGCCCUGCGCAAGCUCAACGACCUGGUCAAGAGGGCGCGCCUCGUCAGGGUCCAUGCCCACAUCAUCAGCUAUCUGAAACAGGAGAUGCCCUCAGUCUUCAGGAAGGACAAUAAAAAGAAGAAUCUGAUCUACCAGCUGCCAGUUAUUUUCUCCAAGAUUCAGCUGCAGCACAACAUUUCUGCCGGGGAUUUUCCAGACUGUGCCAAGAUGCAGGAACAACUGAUGGUUCAUGAUUUCACCAAGUUCAAAACCUUGAAGCCGAACCUGAUGGCAGCCCUGGACGAGCUGCUCUCCUCCGACAUCGCCAAGCUGAUGCCGCUCCUGCGGCAGGAGGAGCUGGAGGCCGGAGACCAGCUGGGCGUGCAGGGCGGCGCCUUCCUGGGAACCCGGGUCGGACCCUUCACCGAGGGCGACCCCUUCUGCGAGGAGAACGGGGAGGGCUGCGAGGAGGAGGAGGAUUGGGUGGUGACCAAAGACAAGCCCAAGUACGACGAGAUCUUUUACAACCUGGCCCCCAACGAGGGGAAGCUGAGCGGCACCAAGGCCAAGGACUGGAUGGUGAGCUCCCGCCUGCCCAACUCGGUGCUGGGCCGCAUCUGGAAGCUGUCGGACGUGGACCACGACGGCAUGCUGGACGACGAGGAGUUCGCCCUGGCCAGCCAUCUGAUCGAGGUGAAGCUGGAGGGUCACGGCCUCCCGCCCGAGCUCCCCAGCCGCCUGAUCCCACCCUCCAAACGCAGGCAGAAGGGAUCCGACGCGUAGACACCCCGGAGUCCCGGCCGGCGACCAAAGAGACUCUCCCCCAGUUAUGCUACUGUUUUCAUCUGCUCCUAUUUACUUCAAAGAAACGUUGUAUUUUCAGCUUUUCCCUCUCAGAUGAAAUGUAUCCGUGCACGACUGAAGAUAUUGUAUUUAAACAAGGUGUGACUAUAACGACGGCUAACUGCAGAAGGUUCUGUGUUCACAGUUCUCCCCUCAUGUGCCUUUUUAGGAUGAGCUUUUUAAAUAUAUUUUUACUUCCGUUUGCUGAGCUGAAGCAAAGGAAAGCAGCGAGCCGUGAGCGAGAUCAGAGCUCAGAGGAAACCUUUGUGUGUUAAAACCUUCACAUCCAACACAGAUAAGACUUGGGGGGACUUAUUGAUCCACUGAUCUUGGAGUUAACUUACUCAGUGAUGACGACGUCUUUUCUUUUCUUCCUUUCCUCCCCAGAUUUGCUCACUCCAUUAAAAGACGUUCUUUAGCUUAAUUCAUUUCUUAACGCAUUUUCUACUAAAAGUACACUUCUAGUAACCUGACUGCGUUUCACUUUGAUGCUUUAAAGCCACAGUUUUUUGUCGUUUUUUUGUUUGUUCUUUUGUAAUCUAACAGCUCCUGUUUUGUAUGUGCAGGAUCAAGACCUCAGUUGCAUAAAAGAACAUCAGAUGCAGAAAUGAACUUUUCAGCUAAACUGAAUGACUGACAUAUUACUGACUACUGUACACAGUGCCAUAAAAAAUGUUUGUAUAUUAAAUAUUUUUGCAGCUGAAUAAAAUUCCCUGACUGUGA
Cololabis saira (Pacific saury) is the source of this 3108-nucleotide messenger RNA. It is a transcript of the gene ehd2b, whose product is annotated as EH-domain containing 2b. Gene Ontology annotation, cellular component: cytoplasm; plasma membrane. The record is from RefSeq and is a predicted model, not a curated record. Gene Ontology annotation, molecular function: calcium ion binding; protein binding; GTP binding. Bases 676 to 2325 code for a protein of 549 amino acids. Gene Ontology annotation, biological process: endocytosis; endosomal transport. The transcript is spliced from 7 exons. Lineage: Eukaryota; Metazoa; Chordata; Actinopteri; Beloniformes; Belonidae.